This is a messenger RNA of Solanum stenotomum, 444 nucleotides long. RefSeq lists its product as uncharacterized. NCBI's taxonomy places the organism in Eukaryota, Viridiplantae, Streptophyta, Magnoliopsida, Solanales, Solanaceae. The transcript has a single exon. The annotation marks the transcript as partial. The record is from RefSeq and is a predicted model, not a curated record.
UUGUUGGAGAAAGAAAGUGUGUUUGAUUUUGAUGCAACUUGUGUGAAGGUAUUCUCUUGUCUUAAAGAGAAGCUCAUUUCGACUUUGACUAUUGUGGCUCCAUAUUGGAGUCUUCAAUUUAGACUCGUGUGUGAUGAUAGCAGGUUGGCUCUAGGUGUUGUUCUUGGCCAAAGGAAAAACAAACUAUUUUACCUGGAUUACUAUGCUAGCAACACAUUGAAUGGGCCCAAAGAAAUUACAAAACAAGAAUUAUUUGUUGUUGUUUAUGCAUUCGAGAAGUUCAUGGCCUAUCUUCUAGGUACCAAAGUGGUCGUGCACACAGACCAUGCUACAAUUAGGCAUCUAAUGGCCAAGAAAGAAGCGAAACAGAGAUUGAUCUUAUGGGUACUACUAUACCAAGAGUUCAACUUUGAGGUCAAGGACCAGAAAGGCUCUAAAAAUUAA